CAUCCGUUUAUUUCUUGGUCUGACACUAUUUCUAUCUAGAAUACUCGGGAACUUCUCAUAUCAGGGUUAAUUAGCCACGCCAAAUCACUCCCUGGUAUCUGCAGAUCACUCACACCAGACCUCGAGGCUGACACGAACAGUAUGCCCUGCUACCCCUAUAUUAGAUUAAUGUCCGUCAAACGUUGUAGGUGAGAUGGUGAACAGAUAAACAUCCAUGCGGUCUCUGCCAUGAGGUAUAAGACGGUGUGAGCAACUUGUGCGAUAUUCAUCCAGUUACGCAAGAAAUGCUUCCCCGUCAGCCAUAUCAUGGAUCAGUCCGCAAAUUGGUCCUUGCCUUCGACGUGGGCACUACAUACAGUGCAAUUUCCUACUGUAUACUUGAGCCUGGAGAAGUUCCAAAGAUCAAGUCUGUCACCAGAUAUCCAGCCCAAGAGUACAGCGGAAGGAAAUUAAAGAUACCCUCUAUACUCUACUACGAUUCAAAUGGAACUAUCCGUGCUAUUGGCGCUGAAGCACAGCAGGAGCAUAUCAUCGAAAGGGCCGAGGAAGAAGGAUGGAUAAAGCUAGAAUGGUGGAAAUUGCACCUUCGGCCCAGGACUUUGGCCGCCAACCAUAUCAAUGACGACGACAUCCCACCACUUCCGCCAGGCAAAAAGGCCACUGAGGUGCUUGGCGACUUCAUGCAAUACCUCUUUCGUUGUGCACGCAGCUAUAUUGAGGAGACUCAUCCGAGCGGAUCUAAUCUUUGGCGGUCACUCGAGAGCUGCAUCGAAUUUGUCCUUACACAUCCAAACGGCUGGGAAGGCCCGCAGCAGAAACAGAUCAGGCUAGCUGCCGUCCUUGGCGGUCUCAUUCCCAGCACAGAAGACAGCAUGACACGUGUACAUUUUCUGACCGAAGGAGAAGCGAGUUUGCAUUACUGUGUCGAUAAUACCCUGGCCUCAGAUGCACUGUCGAAGACACCGAUACUUGCAUCUGAUGAUGGCGAACAUGAUGACAGCUCGCCAGGCCAAGGCGUUGUUGUCAUCGAUGCAGGAGGAGGGACAAUCGAUCUUAGUGCCUACUCGAUGACUUUAUCCCCGACGCUGAUCGAGGAGAUUGCUGCAGCCGAAUGUCGACUUCAGGGUUCUGUAUUCGUGACUCAUCGUGCUCGCGGUCUUCUUCAAGAAAAACUAUCCGGCAGUCGUUACGGCGCACCGGAUAUGAUCCAACAAAUCACAGAUAUCUUCGACAGCACUACUAAGCUUAGGUUCCGCAACCCGGAAGACCCGGUGUACAUCAAGUUCGGUACCAUCCGCGACAAAGAUCUUCAGCAUGGUAUUCGCUGCGGUCAACUUAAAUUGAGUGGACAAGACGUAGCCAAACUCUUUGAACCCUCCAUCAGCAGCAUCAUCGAAGCUUUUGAAACUCAAAGAAGGGCUGCAGGUACUCCGAUCACAUUUGUAUUUUUCGUCGGAGGCUUUGCUGCGAGUGAUUGGAUGUUCGCCAAAUUGCAAGCGUACUUCCAGUCGCUUGAUAUUGGCUUCAGUCGACCGGACAACCAUCUCAAUAAAGCUAUUGCAGAUGGUGCUGUGUCGUAUUUCAUUGAUCAUCUUGUGUCAUCCCGUGUGUCCCGUUUCACAUACGGCACCGAGUGCAGCGUCCCAUUCGACCCAUUCGAUGUGGAGCAUCACGCCAGGCAAAAAGAAAUUUACCGAAAUGUCUCGGGAAUUCUUGCUCUGCCUCGUGCAUUUGCAUCCAUCCUGACCAAGGGUACACAGGUCUCUGAGCAGCAAGAGUUCAGUAAGACAUUCGCUAUCCGACGAUAUAGUCAGGCCGCAUGUAACCAAGUCGAAGUCGACAUCAUGUCGUACAGGGGCCUCCUCCCCAAACCGGAUUGGAUGGAUAUAGAGCGAAGUUUAUUCUCGACGUUAUGCACCGUCCGCGCAGACACAUCAAAAAUUGCCGAGAAACUCACACCCAAGUGCGCCGCCGAAGGUUCCACGUAUUAUGCGAUGGAGAUCAAAGUCAUUCUUCUCUUCGGGUUGACAGAAUUGAAGGCUGUGAUCAGGUGUGAAGACAGGGGAGAGGAAAUACAGUAAUUUCACAUCCUGACAUCUUCGUUUCAUAAUUCUGAUUGCAUUCACAGAACUCCAGCAGUAGUAGUUUACGACGAUGAGCAGGAAGAAGCUUAGUCGUUCUGUCGAGCCACCUUAUUCUCAUGCUAUGCAGUGAGUCCGCAGCAUCCUAUGGCUUCUCGAGGUUGUAAUUGUAUGCUCCUAUCUAAGGGUUCAUUUUCGGUUUGCCAAGCAUGUCAUUUAUUUCAUCUUCUGCACAAUAUGAUAUACCCACUUCUGAG
This is a messenger RNA of Suillus subalutaceus, 2338 nucleotides long. RefSeq lists its product as uncharacterized. The transcript is spliced from 11 exons. The coding region runs from base 285 to 2081 and encodes 598 amino acids. NCBI's taxonomy places the organism in Eukaryota, Fungi, Basidiomycota, Agaricomycetes, Boletales, Suillaceae. The record is from RefSeq and is a predicted model, not a curated record.